Messenger RNA from Ylistrum balloti, 2188 nucleotides. RefSeq lists its product as uncharacterized. The record is from RefSeq and is a predicted model, not a curated record. Bases 2 to 1942 code for a protein of 646 amino acids. Gene Ontology annotation, cellular component: plasma membrane. The transcript has 12 exons. Lineage: Eukaryota; Metazoa; Mollusca; Bivalvia; Pectinida; Pectinidae.
GAUGAUACCGGUUCUUGUGCUUGUCUUGCUGAGUGCAACAUGUGUGAAGACACUGGUUUAUCCCACGGUGGUGGUGGCAGAACUUGGCAAAAGCUACAUCAUGACCUUCACCUUUAGGCCGAAUGCUAGAAACAUGACAGAGUUCCAUAUAUACAACGACAAUAGCGACACCACCAUGAUAAGCAUCUUCCAGAAUACGACCACAGUCUAUAAAACCUGGGAAAGGCGUGUUAUUGUCCAGGAUAACAUCGCCGAGGGUUCAGUUACGGUGACCUUGACCUCUGUCCUGGUGGAAGACGAAGGCUGGUAUCGUGUCUCCAUGGAUACCGGUCAUUCGGAACAAUCUGGACGUUUCCCAAUUAUAACAUAUGCUCAGCCUGUCUACCUAACAAUAACUCAGACCUUGAGUCAAAACAAUAACGAACGUCACUUCCGGUGCAGAGGGAAUGUUGGGAGACCUAAUCCGAUAUUACGUCUUUUACAAUCGCCACCUUACAAUGAUGUUCCCAAUCAUGAGAUCACAAAGUAUAAACCGACAUCGCCACUUCCAAACGGGACGUUUUUCAUCGAUCAUUCCUUCAAUGUAUCAUUUCCCUUUUCUGAUAACGGAACCUAUGUUGUCUGUGACGUCACGCAUGAAAUAGUCUUAGGGAAACAGCUUCGACCAAUCAGGAGUAGGCUGGAGCUAGUUACUGUGAAGCGACCCAGCGUUUCUGGACAGUCCAUUACCAUAACAGGGACAAGUACUUUGCUAACACCAGCAUCAGAACUGAAAAUUACUUGUCAACCAAGCACAGUUAGUAUAACAGAUGUCAAUAGUAUAAGCAUUAAGAAAAAUACCAGCACUACAGAUUAUACAGUACUAGUGUCUGUUUCCUAUGAUAAACCCUCAGGAUCAUCAGUAUACUUGUGGGGUACAACAGGUCAUCAGGGCAGACAAGGGGUGACAGUGACGGGAAAUGUGGACACUCUAGCUGGUGCUCAGCUCGUAUUAACUAUUGCAGCCAACAGGACGACAUGUACCGAUGGUGGAGCCUAUCAGUGUCAGAUGGGAGUCACUCUGAUAGGUGGUAGUGGUGGGACAGCUUCUGAUGAUAAAUAUGUCACUGCUAAAGAAAGUCCUACCUAUACCAACUCUCUGUCUGUGACACCAUUACCCAAUGUGAACAGUGUUUACUAUUCUGUUGGAACGGUGUUGACAUUCUCCUGUACUGGAACGGUUGGCACAGAUAAACAGAGACACACCUGGUGUUACAAGCGAGCCAGUGACAGCACAUAUACGGGUUACCCGAUCGCAUCACAUAUAGAUCAGAAUGAUGAUGGUUUGGUCAAGGAGAACUGUAAUUACAGGCGUACCAGUACACUUACCUACAACGUCACUUCUGCCGAUUCCAAUACCACGUUUAUGUGUGAACCGUACACUGGAACUGUGUGUGGCUCUAAUCCACCACAGCUGAAGUCUUAUUAUUCCAUCAGAAACUACGUAACGGGUGGCAGUACCGGUGGUCAGGAUGAUGGAGGCAGUGUGAGUAAUGCUGGAACGAUCGCUGGAGUCGUCAUUGGAGUAUUUGCUGCGAUUCUUCUCAUCGUUCUCAUUGUUUAUUUUGUGGUGAUCAGACGAAGGGGUGGCGGAGAGACAUACAACACCAAAGAAGAUGGAUCACCAGAGAGUGCAGAAAAUGGAGGACCAGCCCACACAGAAGGACCGGUCUACAGUGUACCUGACAAGAACAGGACACGAGGUAAACAUGGACAUGACAACAAUGCGUUGGAUGAGCCACGUGAAGAGAAGAGAUCUCGCCGACGGGAUCGUGAUCGUCGAGAUUAUGAUGAUGGACGUGGUCACUCCAACAAGGCAAUGUAUGAUUACAGUGAUGAUGACCGAGACGGUGGGUCAAUGGAUGGAGGUGGACAUCCUGUUGGUAUUGGAUCUUCUGUGUAACCUCAUGUAUAUUAUUUCAGCUUAACCCAGCUGUCACAGGGAGGUCUGAAUAAUGGUAUUGACAAAAUCAAUUUAUGCAGUCAAUUUAAAGAGCAUGUUGAGUAUGUAGGUGAAUAAUGGAUGUGUUCGGUUCUGAUUGUGAAAGACAGGAUUGUGCUACCAACAUAUUGUAUUGAAGAUGGGACGAUUUGUGGAUUUAUGCAUUAUUUCAUGUCUCAUACAUGAUAAACGAAAGCUACAAUAUCU